Pedinophyceae sp. YPF-701 is the source of this 600-nucleotide messenger RNA. NCBI's taxonomy places the organism in Eukaryota, Viridiplantae, Chlorophyta, Pedinophyceae. The record is from the annotation of a GenBank genome assembly.
AUGCUCACCGCCAAGAUGAACGCCACUUUUGCUCGGGCCACUGGUGUCCCCACGACCCGCCGUGCGCAGCGCGCGGCGAUCCGGGUCCGCGCCGAGCCCGAGAAGGCCCCCGAGUCCCCCGAGGCCGUCCCGGAGGAGGCUGCCCCGGCCCAGCCGCGCCCGCUCACCGCCGCGGACGAGCCCGAGGUCACGCCCGAGGCCAUCAACCCUGUCCAGAAGGGCGUCAUGCCCGACGCGCCCACGGAGCCGGUCGUGUCCGGGCCGCCGUCGCUGUUCGACGCCAUGAAGUUCUCCGGCAUGGCUCCCGAGCUCAUCAACGGCCGCCUGGCGAUGCUGGCGUUCGUGACGGCCGUGGCCGCGGAGCUGUCGUCCGGGAAGACCAUUUUCCAGCAGCUGGACCUCGCCACGGGCCCCGUCGCUGGCACCAUGGUGCUCUUCGCCGCUGCCAGCCUGGUGCCUAUCCUCAAGGGCGCCGACGACGGCACGCAGUCCGUCGGGCCGCUGAACCGCACGGCGGAGAUCUGGAACGGCCGCGUCGCCAUGAUGGGCCUGACCAUGAUGACGGUGCUCGAGCUCAACACCAACAAGCCCGUCUUCUAA